CUUGUUAUUGGAACGUUGCGGUGUUCAAGCAUCGAGUUACCGUUCCGUGCAACAAAAUUUCUAUACGUACGGCUUCGCGGUGGGCUAUGGCUGCGUCUUGAAGAAAAUUCCCACAAUGUAAAUGCCACGCAUAAUGGACGAUAGUGGUCGCUGCGCUUUCAAUAACAAAAAUCGUGGCCCAAUGACACGCGGGUGUUAUUUUUUACGUCUAUGAAUACAAUUGUAAAUAACACCAGCCGCCUGAUACCCUACAUAUUGAUGAGACACACACGCAUACAUACGUAACCCGCGUUGUACGUGUGAUGCGAGAAAAAGCAACUGGGCGCUAUUGAUAACCAAGGUUCAACUUUCCAUCGAUGGACAAUCAGGCCGCCGCAACGUGGUCGAAUGGGUCAACGCCGACGGAAGCCACGAAUUAACCUAACGAACCGGAGAGGAUUCUGUCGAUCAUGAACGCGAGGACGCAACUUUUUGAGCUCAGCAUGGAGGGGCGUCAGGUGGACGAAGCAGUGGCUGGAAUAUUCCAUAGUGUCCUGUUCCACAGGAGUUUAGGAAAAUUCAAAUACAAACAAGAAGGAAGCUACUCGGUUGGGACGGUUGGUUAUCAGGACGUCGAUUGUGAUUUUAUAGACUUUACGUACGUCUGUUGUUCGUCAGUGCUUCUUGACCAAACUUUGAAACGAGAAAUAUCCGGCUUCUCAGAGGCACUCAGGUCUAACGACGGACCUGGGUCGGGACAGAUAUCUCUAGAAUUUUUUCAGAAGAAAAAAAAUCGCUGGCCGUUUCAGCCCGAGUGUAUACCCUGGGAGGUAUGGACAGUCAGACUGGAGCUGAUAAAGCUAGUCACCGAACACGAGAGGCAAAUAUGUAGGGAGAAAGUUGGCGACCUACUUACGGACAAAAUAUUGUACAUAACCGAAGUUAUGAAUCGACAUGAUUACCUACCAAAAACGCCUAAUCAGGCUGAGCUAGACCUCAUAUUCGACACCUCAUAUCCGGACAUCCAACCAUACUUAUUUAAGUUAUCGUUCACCACAUCUGGACCUUCUAGUACGACAAUGGGUAACACUAUGAAAAAAUUAAUCAAAGAGACAUUGUCCAUAUAAUAAUAGUUCACGAUCUUAUGCAACAUUUUUUCUAUUCGACUUUGGCAGUGGAUUGGGGAAUCAAAUUCAUAGAUAUAAAACUGGUGUGAUUGUUACGCCUCGGUCUCCGGCAAAACAAUCGUUGAAUGGCCAAACCGAGCAGACGAACUGUAUGAAAUUGAGGUUUAAGCUCUUUAUUCUAAGUACGUAUUGAUGAACUCUAGUUAUGGUUAAUAUUGGAAAUAAAUUUAGGUUGUUUCUUUUGUGUUCUUUUUUUCACUAAUAUUAAGAUUAAAUGAGAAAAUGUGGCAGGUGGCAUAAUGCAGCUGAUCGUGAUACAGCUUGUACCUACGUAUAACUUGGUGUUUUAUCAAACAGUACGAGAAGAAUUGUAAUGGAAAGGUCAAUUUAUAAUUUAUGUAAUAUAACGUAAAAUUAUUAUUACUAUAUCGUCUAGUAGAUAAUAUUAAUGAUAUAUUAAAAUUACAAAUGAGAUUUUGAAUAAGCACUUUUAAGUUUAGUGGGAAUGUCAUUUUUUACGUCAUUUUUCCGUUUGCGAUUUUCAUCGAAAAAAGAAAAUCUCCCCGGCCUCUGCUCUCUUUUUUUUUUUUAAUUUAACAGUCAUUUUCAAAGAUUGUUAUAACAGUUUGCGAGACCAGCUAAGCAGGGAGAUUUUUUUUAAACAACGUGACUACUGCUUGUGGAAUUAUUAUUAUUUAUAAAUAUAGUAGAUUAUAAAGAAACAUAACAAAUUAAACUUUAAGUCAAAUGUCUCAACCCUAUGUCGAAAGAAAAGAAGAUGCACUAAUGUUCUCGCAGUUGAUAUUGCUAUUAUAUUAAUUUAAUUUCCUUGUCUGUGAAUCAAUCGUGCGUGCAAUAUAUUAACACUGUGUACGACCGGAAAACUAUUAUUAUAGACAAGCGAAGAUAUAUUAUUUAUUUCGUGUUGUCUCCUUUAUGGCCUGCUCUUGUUGCUCGAAAAAGCCUGGUGAUAGGCUUAAACACUUUUAUUAAUGUAGCUACUCAAUACUAUAUUGAUAACAGAAUAGAUGCUAGCAUAUAAUAGUAACUGAUUUAGGUAAUAUACAAAUUUUUUUCGCCAAUAGUGAUCCAUUCGUAAUUUAAACGGCCCUCGCAACCUGUAUAUGUGUAAAAGUAUUCUGUUUUUCAUUUUCAACUUUGUUCCUUCUCAACUUUGGGAGGAAACAAUUAAGACCGUAAAAUUUACACUUGACAAUGAUUUUAAAACUUGUUAAAUAACAGCAGUUUUAAUGUGAGAGAAAACUAGGCUCGUUUUUAGGCUGUCUCUCUUCUCUUUCUCGUUUCUUUAAUUUACAACGGGUACAUGUGAGAAUAUGUUUGAAAAGAAGAAAGGAAAAACAUGUAUCCGCCUUGUAAAAGAUAUCAUUUGGAAUAUGAAGAAAAACUAACGAAAUAAAUUGAGGACAGAUUAUUCUUAA
Messenger RNA from Diprion similis, 2545 nucleotides. RefSeq names its product autophagy-related protein 101 (gene Atg101). NCBI's taxonomy places the organism in Eukaryota, Metazoa, Arthropoda, Insecta, Hymenoptera, Diprionidae. Bases 450 to 1106 code for a protein of 218 amino acids. The transcript is spliced from 2 exons. Gene Ontology annotation, biological process: autophagosome assembly; autophagy. Gene Ontology annotation, cellular component: phagophore assembly site. The record is from RefSeq and is a predicted model, not a curated record.